This is a messenger RNA of Colius striatus (speckled mousebird), 4534 nucleotides long. It is a transcript of the gene LRMDA, whose product is annotated as leucine rich melanocyte differentiation associated. The record is from RefSeq and is a predicted model, not a curated record. Gene Ontology annotation, biological process: melanocyte differentiation. Gene Ontology annotation, molecular function: protein binding. Lineage: Eukaryota; Metazoa; Chordata; Aves; Coliiformes; Coliidae. Bases 230 to 826 code for a protein of 198 amino acids. The transcript has 8 exons.
CAUGAGUGCAAACCACAUAUAUAUCCAGAUUUCAGAGGCUUGAGCUCAGAAAGGUGCUGAGCUGCCAGCCUGGCUCCCUGCUCACCCUGGAACCUCUCCCUGCACAGCCUCGUGAGGAGGAUGAUGCACAGGAGCAGCACGAAGCGCUCGUGAGGACUGCAAACAGGUGUCCUACAUUAGUCAAGACUGUGAAGAAAUUCCAGAAUUCCUAGGAAGAAAAUAUGGACAUAUGGCAAAAAGGCUAGAUCUUAGCUUCAACUUGUUAAGGUCACUGGAAGGACUGAAAACAUUCGGUUAUUUGGAAGAGCUGAUCUUGGACAACAAUCUACUUGGAAAUGACCUUCUGUUACCCAGGUUACCCCACCUUCAUACCUUGACGCUCAACAAGAACCAAAUAUCAGAAUUAGAAAACCUUUUGGACCACUUGGCUGAAGUUGUGCCCUCACUCCAGUAUCUCAGUUUGCUUGGAAACGUGGCCUGCCCAAAUGAACUGGUCUGCAAAGAGAAGGAUGAAGAUGACUACCAGAGAUACAGGUAUUUUGUCCUUCACAAACUGACAAACCUGAAGUUUCUCGAUACGCGGAAAGUAACCAGAAGGGAGAGAGAGGAAGCCUUGGUAAGAGGUGCCUUCAUGAAAGUGGUGAAGCCCAAGGAUGCUAAGGCUUCCAGUGAUGCUGCCUCCACCUCUCCAGAGAUGCAGUAUACCCCUCUGCCUUCAGGAUCCAGAGACCUCACCAAUCACAGAGGUGUUUUGGGAAAAUGCCGCUACGUUUACUAUGGAAAACAUUCCGAAGGCAACAGAUUCAUCCGAGAUGACCAGCUCUAAAACGCAGCGCUGUUUUGUGCCUCUUCGGUCCCUCCAUACAAGAAGCACAAAUUGCAUCUAAAUUUUAAGCAUGUAUCCAAAGUCCUCUAGUGCCUUCUGCUGACUUUGCCAAGCCUGUCAAGAUCAUCCUUCUAUCUUAGUCUGAGUAGUCGCAUCGAGAUUGACAUGAUUGCCUUUAAGCAGGUCCCAUCCACCAGUGUGACAGACAGCUGCAGCCAAGCACCCGGCCUGACAGGAGGAGCACUGUGAUGGAUUGCCUGGUCCAAUUGCUGCUCACAGAAGAGCAGGGGUCACACCUGGGGCUGCAGUGAGCAUGCUCCAUCCCUCGGCGCCUCAGUGAAAGCACCGCAUUUAUCUCCGCUUUGCCCGUUGAGCAGAAGCGGCUGCCGAUAGCCAAGUGUUUAUAAAACAGAGAGGCUGUAAUUUGGGAUGAAAAAGCUCUUAUCUGGUCUGAUUUUUUUUGCCCUGUGAAUUAAGCACUUGCGUUUCUGUCAUCUUCUACACACUUACAGCAACGCUUUCACCGUGGUUGUUUUCAUUUUGGUGUGUUGCACCCUCUGCCUCCAAAUGAGCCUACACACAUUACUUUUGCUAUCAACCGAGGGAAAACAAAAACAUCCUGAAAAUAUUUGGACCAUGCAAAUUACUUGUCAAUUUGUAUAGUUGUUUCUAUGCAAGGGAAAAAAGAUUUCAGCAUAUUUUUCAAGCCAAACUUGCUAAUCCUUACUUUACAUCUCGACUUUUACUGCCUGACCUUCAGAGAAGUGAUCAUUUUUUAGUGUUGCAGAAUAGUGGCACGGCUUAACUGCACAUGCUUGGGAGAAACCCUCAAUUGUGAUAUUGAGAGUGUCUAUUAUCCUUGGUUUAUUGCACAAGAUAUUUUUCUGACUUGUACAGAGAUUACAUUGAUAAUUAAAUGCUUAAAUCUGGAAAGAAAAAAGUGCCUAAAAGGAGCGAUAGAAAAUAAAAUUGCCACCAGAUGGGUAUGAUUAUUCAGAGUGGGGGGGAAAGGUCAAUAAAAGUAACUGAUGGAAUUAACAUAAUUAACUGCUUUACUAAUAUGGUAUAGAGAUGAGUUCUGACAAAUCCUUUCUAAUAUCUGUGAGGGAAAGACUAUUGUCAAAUUUUCAGUGGAAAAAAAAAUGCCUGUCCUAUAUCCUGCUUUUCUGAUAAACAGGUUGGACAUAUUUAGAAUCAUGAGUUUGUUACUGUGGGGAAAAAUGUCUUAGUACUUGAUGUGUGGAUUAAGCGCUACUAGAUACCAGGGAAUUAACUAGGGAAUGUGUAAACAUGUAAACACUCUGACCUCUGGGCUGUUCCAAACCAAUGCAUAUUGGUCCCAGUUCAGAGCCAUCACUGUCUGGCUGUUCUUGGCUUGUUUGACAAUACUUGGUGGUCUUUAAUUACUUUCUAGUUGAAAAAAAUUGUCAAUUUCUAAAAGUUGCCUGCUUUGGGGGCCUAUUAUCAGCUAGUGUUGCAGGUGGAGGUGAGCUGGGUAUUGAAGUCAGUCGUGAAAUUGGGUUUGACCGAUGGAGGAGAAUAAGACAUUGGCAGAGUGAUAAAGGAAGUCUUGCUGCUGCUGAACAUUGUAGGCCUUACUCAGUAAAUGGAAGCCUUUACUGUCUCCAAAAAUCUAUAUUAAGUCCUUAACAGGUACUUAAAAUCAGUAGAGAGCAUAGAACAAUCCAGUUCUUACCACCUGUGGUUAAAAUUGAGCUCUGAGCUCCUUGCCCCAUACCAGCUGGUGUCUGGAAAGCAGGUUUUGGCCUUGUAACACCUCUGUUUAAGUCAUACAUGGCUACAAACAAAAUGUCAAUUCACAUUAGAAGUCUCAGGACAUAUUAGGUAAAGGACAACUAGAAGCCUUUCUUUUCUUUCUAAAUCAAAAAUAUCAUUAGAAAUAUUUAGGGUGCUUGUUGUCUCUCUGGGUUACCAAAAUAACAGCAAUCCUAGUUUGUUCCUAUAAUACUGCCUGCUUUGAAGCUUCUGCAUAUUUUUGCCACAGCAUGUUACAGGCAGCGGGGUUCUGAAUAAGGGUGUUUAGAAUAACCUAAUGUCACUUUCAGUCUACUUGCAUAUAUGUUCUUGUCUUUAUAAAAGGCUUUAACCCUGCCUCAAACAAUAAACAGCACUUGCAAACUGACCGCAUGAUUUUUCCAUCUUUAUUUUGCUUGUUUACUUUUCCUAAUGUCAAAACCAUUUGUAUCAUUUGAAGGAGUGUUUUCUUCCCAGCAAAGCUUUGGAGGCAACAAAAAUAUAUGUGUUUGGAAUGAGAUGUGAUCAAAGUUGUGUCCAUUUUGGGGUUUGUUUUCACUUGCAAGAUUAUAAACCUAUAGUUAAAGACGGUGAUGUGCUAAUUAAAAUUUAUUGAGAGGGAUUUGCACUAAAUGUCACCGAUUCUGGAAUAUAAAAGGGAUCAUCUAUGAAUAGUAACUAUUUUAUUUUACCAUCAUGUAUCAGGACAUUUAAAAACCAACAUGGAUGGGUGUUUAUUACUGUUUAUGCUAACAUCAUUCUUUUUUGAUAUGCAAAGUGUUUUGUUGUUACGUGUCUUCUGCUGAAGUUCUGCUCUAAGAUGUGGCCAACUUUUCAAGCCCCUGGGGCUGGUAUCCACACUUCAUUCUUUCCUCAGUGGGAACUGCAUCUGAAUUUCUGACCUGAAUAUCAUUUGGGAUGAAAGUUGCAGUCAUCUCAAAAGAGAUUCCACUGUUUCUCCUUUACUCUCCUUAAUACAUGGCACAACUGUCCCUCUCAAGAUUAACUAGGCUAUUAAAAAUAAAACAUUAGCCUACCAAGCUGGAAUGAUUUUAAAAUGUGUAUCUUUCCAAGGAACCACUGCAUUCUUACUUCUUUGUGUCAUCACAAGAAAGACUUUGGCCAGCCAUGUUUCUUGAUGGUUAACAAGAUUUCAGAUCUGUGUGCUUGAGUAAGUAAUCUCCAAAUGUGACCCUUUUUAUAGAGAAUAUAUCAAAACUUCAGUCUAUUGUUCAGUCUUGUGAUGACCGGCACUUUGCCUUUUGGCAGAGAGUCUCCCAUCUUGACAAUGAAGACUGGGAAGUGAAUGGCUUUACUAGGAGCUGCCUGCAGUAGCUGUGUUUGGUGUGUUCCAAACUCUCUGUAUUGACUAUGUAUUGAAAAUGUUAAUGGCCAAGCCUUUGAUUAAAAAUAAGAAAACCCAAUCUGUAGUCAAAUUUUAAAGAUAAAUGACCAGUGAAAAAUCCUCCUGUUAUGGAUACACAGGCCUGACUUUAGAGGAAACUGGCUUUAAUUGCAUAUGUUACAUGCAUGAAUGAUUUUUGGGAUUGCAGAAAGUAUGCUACUACUGAAACUACUCUUUUCUCCUUUGUUAAGGUUGAAUCUCACAAUAGUUUUAGGAUUUACCCAAACCGUGAAUCCCUUUGAAGUCAAUGCUAUUACCCAUGAGAGUUAGGGUUAGUGGUAUUCAGAGGCUGGUAUGCAGCUCCCUUUUGUAAUAUAUUUGGCUCUUUGGGUAGAGCAUUACACAAUAUCUGCAUGUUCAAUUCUCACAUCUUCUUUGCAGAUGAAAAGUCACUGUAUGUUGCUCUAACGUCGUUCCCAUUUGAGUCAGAAGCAACAAACCUGUCUGUGCUCUAGAAAAUUCUUUCUGUAAUUUACAGAGUUCACUUGCUGCCAGUGGAUGUACUAAAAUAUUUUAAUUCCUGCCAACAAUAUUGAGUAUGUUGGGAA